Molecule: messenger RNA, 1888 nt
Organism: Eurytemora carolleeae
Lineage: Eukaryota; Metazoa; Arthropoda; Copepoda; Calanoida; Temoridae
Exons: 9
Coding region: 413-1873 (486 amino acids)
Source: RefSeq, a predicted model, not a curated record
UAGUCAGGCUUUCAGUCCCGGAGAUACCACUCCUAUAUAUAGAUCCUUCCUAGAUAAAAGAGCUCUACCUCUACCCUUGUGUGAACGGUGGUGUAGUUGGUGUAGUUCUCAAGAUACCUAGAUCCUAGAGCUAUACCUUCAGUAGGACCAGGAUAAUAGUGUGGUCACACUUGUUACAACGUGAAAUGCAUUUAACAAAGUUUUCGUAAUUUCUAUCUAGUUAUUCUGGUAACUGCUGACAGCUAAUCAGUUCUGAAAAUAUGAAUAUACAGGCUUAUAUGCUGUAAGACAGAGAAAGCAGAAGAAGAAAGAAUAUAAGAGAAGGAUUAACCUGCCAGAGAGAAACAUGAAUAAAUAAUUAAUGAUAAUUGAUGAAUUCAUGAUGACUGAUUGACCAAUUAGUGGGAUAAAUAUGGAGGAGAAGGAUUUUUAUGAUUACCAGUAUACAGACUGGGACCUGGAUACUAUAGAUCUACACUUUGUCUCAGUGAACGAUCUGCAGAAGCUCCUGGAGCGUGAUGCCCCUAUUCCUCUAGAGAUCUACCGUGAGACUGCUAGACUAGAUGCACAACUUCAACAACAGCUUCAUCAGAGUCUAGAAACCCUGCUCACACCAGACCUAUCUGAUACAACGACUCUAAAUGUUGAACAAAGUCUUCCAACAGAAUCCGCUCUGUCUGCCACCACAAAUCUUCUAACUUCAGAUCAAAGUGUGCAUUGGCAGGACGCGUUACAAACAGGAUUUUCCAAAUUUACAAAUCCAUCGGAGAAAUCUUUGAUCGCAGAAACUUCAUCUAUCUUCGCCGAUCCUUCCACCUUCUCCGGUCCGUCAACCUUCUUCGAAUCUUCAACAUUAUCUAAAUCUUCAACUUUCUCCGAACCUACAACCAUCUCUGAUCCUUCAACCUUCUCCGAUCGUUCAACCUUCUCCAAUCCUUCAAUCUUCUCCGAUCCAUCAACCUUCUCCGAUCCAUCAACCUUCUCCGAUCAUUCAACCUUCUCCGACCCUAGAAUAUUAUAUGAUCCUUUGACUCUGCCUGAACAAAACAUAUUUACCACGACAAGCUCCAGAGGUUCUACUGUAUUUGCGGAGAAGAAACUAGUCUCUGAAGACGCAUCUGAACCCACCUUAGGAUGGUUUGAAGGAGACACGGUUUUGGGACGGAUCCGAAACCCAGAGCCGGAGAGGGGUCAUGGUUUCGGAUACAUCUUUCUCUCUGAACUCUCUCCUCAUUGGGUCUGGAUAAUUCCAUCUAUUCUUAUUUUCUUUCUUCUGCUCAUCCUAACAAUUAUAUUUGUAACAAGACGAUCUUCAAGGAGACGACAAGAAGAUGAAGAGAAAAGACAACAAUCUCACAACUACCCGAGAUACAGUCCAGGGUUUGAUGAUACUUCAAGGUUUGUAGUUAACCUCAAGCAGGAUCAAAGACAAGACACCAUUAUCCAGCUCCGAGGGGACCCAGAGCUAUCAAGGUAUCUCACUCAUCAAGUUAUUUCUCCGAACCUCUCUCCUGAACAGAAGAGUCCGACAGUUCUCUCAACCUUCUCUCCCUCUAUCCCUCGAAGCCUAAAGGUUGAUAUUAUCAAGGAUGAAACUAAAGAUAAGGAUUCGCAGAAUAGUUCUGAUCUUGAGGAUUCGAACUCGGGUCAGCUUUGCCAAACAUACACGGAGGAAAGGGGAGUCGAGGUUUCUAAUACCCCGGAAGACGACAUUACAGAAACAAGCGGAGUAUUUGACAAGGAUGAAGAGACCAUGGGAGUCCUUGAGAAAGACGAGGAGAUGAAUGGAGUCCUGGUAAGGGACGAGGAGACGAGUGGAGUCAUUGAUAGGGACGAAGGGAUUGAAUCUGAAGAAGGUGAAUAUUUAGAAUGAAAGUUUUAUAUAAAA